Messenger RNA from Panicum hallii, 2509 nucleotides. RefSeq names its product solute carrier family 40 member 3, chloroplastic-like. Gene Ontology annotation, cellular component: membrane. NCBI's taxonomy places the organism in Eukaryota, Viridiplantae, Streptophyta, Magnoliopsida, Poales, Poaceae. Bases 69 to 2015 code for a protein of 648 amino acids. The record is from RefSeq and is a predicted model, not a curated record. Gene Ontology annotation, biological process: iron ion transmembrane transport. The transcript has 10 exons. Gene Ontology annotation, molecular function: iron ion transmembrane transporter activity.
UUCGGCGAACCAUCCACCUUAUCCAUUUCGGCUCCCGCGCAGAGGACGGCGACGGGCCCCGGCCGGUCAUGGCGGCGUCCAUGUCCAAGCUGCUCGCCCCGCCUCACUCGCAGCACGCUGCCACCUCCCGGCGCUUACUCCCUCCCCGCACAUGGUUCGCGCGGAGCCCGGCCGGCCGUCGAGUCGCGGCGCCGCCGUACAGGUUGGUACCGAGCGGUGCUGCUCUGCUCUCGCAACCUCACCGUGCCGUACCCGCGUGCCGCGUUGUUCAUUGUUGCAGUCUAGUGGCAGCAAGGCGCGUCGCCGCGAGCUGCGCCUCCGCAGACCGCGCCGGCACGACGAGCCUCGCCGCCGCCGAGGAGGAGGAGCUCGACGACCUGCCGUUCGUCCGGCUGUCCUCAGACAUCCUCCAGACAGAGCUGAGCCUGCUCACGGACGGCGCGCCCGCCGCCGACUCGUCUCUCUUCGCCGCCCUUGAGAGGAGGGACAGCGACGGCGAUCGCCUCUUGGGAGAAGCCGCUGCUUACCCGGCCGCCAUGACAGCGCUGUACGCGGCCUGCCUCGCCGGGAACGUGACCGAGCAGCUCUGGAACUUCACCUGGCCCGCCGCCAUCGCCACGCUCCACCCGAGCCUCCUCCCCGUCGCCGUCCUCGGCUUCUUCACCAAGCUCGUGGUGUUCGCGGCCGGCCCGCUGGUCGGGGAUCUCAUGAGCUCGCUUCCCCGGAUCCCCGCGUACCGAUCUCUUACUGUGAUCCAGACCGCAGCGCAUUGGGUGUCGGCCGCGAUGAUCGCGUACGCGUUCACGCUCCCCCGGGCUUCCACGGCGCCGGCGCUGCUCCUGCAGCCGUGGUUCGCGGUGCUGGUGGCGUCCACCGCCGUCGACCGGCUCUCCUGCGUCUCCCUCGGCGUCAUCGCCGAGCGCGACUUCGUCGUCCAGCUAGCCGGGGAAGGCAGGCCGAUCGCGCUGGCGCGGGCGAACGCGACGCUCAGCAGAGUCGACCUCCUCUGCGAGACGGCAGGGGCGUCAAUCUUCGCCGUCCUGCUCUCCAGGAACGACCCGCUGACCUGCAUCAGGCUCUCCUGCGCCAUCUCGUUCUGCGCUCUCCCCCUUCUGUUAUUUCUAGGUGGUGCGAUGAAUCGACUCGCUGACGGCAUCUUCGACCACGCUACCAGUCUGGGCUCGCUCAAGCGCUCUGAACAUGAGAGCACGCACACAACUAUAGCUUUCAGCAUCAAGAAAAAAGCUGAAGAGGCCUGGGCGACCAUCAGGCACGGCUGGACGGAGUACCUCCGGCAGCCCGUGCUCCCGGCGAGCCUCGCCUACGUGCUCGUCUGCUUCAACGUCGCGCUCGCCCCCGGCGCUCUCAUGACCACGUUCCUCAUCCACCACGGCGUGAGCGCGUCCGUGCUCGGCGUGUUCGGCGGGUCGUCGGCGGUGAUGGGGAUCCUCGCGACGUUCAUGGUUCCAAAGCUCGUCAAGGAGCUGGGCAUCCUCAAGGUCAGUCAGGCCGAGGCCAACUACGUCAUGCAUCCGUCCAGGAACAUGACAUCGUGUUCGAUCGUGCUAAUUCUGGAACUACAUGUCUUAGUCUUACUAUCUUCCGUUCCACCGCGACAGGCCGGAGCUGCUGGGCUGAUCGCUCAGAGCGCGCUCCUCGGCGCGGCGGUCCUGGUCUUCCUCACCGGCCCCGUCUCACAGCAAGGCGCCCUCUUCGUCUUUCUCGGCUUGAUCGUGGCGUCGCGGCUGGGGCACAUGGCGUACAGCGUGGUCAGCCUGCAGGUGGUGCAGACGGGGAACCCGAUGGGAAAGGCGAAGCUCAUCGGCGCGACGGAGAUCGCAGUGGCCAGCCUCGCCGAGCUCGCCAUGAUGGCCGUGGCGGUGGUCGCUAAGGACGCGGCACACUUCGGCUGGCUGGCCACGCUAUCGGUGGCGUCGGUGGCCGCGGCCGCGUGCCUGUUCUGCGCGUGGCUGGCCAACCCCACCAACGAGCUCAAGCGACUCUUCCCAUGCUGAUACAAGAGUCACACAUUCUGUUAACUGGUGUAGCUCCAAGUGUGCUAUAUGUCUACUGCCUAGCUCCAAAAUUUUGUUGCCAUGGGCCUGUUCGUGGAAGAAAAAUUGAUGGGGACGGCCCCAAGCUCCAAUCCCUGAGGACCCACCCUGGUCUUACCUGUUCGGUAGUGAUUCUUGCAGCCCUGCUGCAGCUGCAGCUGCCAAACAACAUGACAUACAUCCUGCCACUGAAACAGGAUCCUGGAGUGCAGGCUGCAGCCGUGGGUCACGUUUUCUUUUCUAACUUUUCUUUUUUCCCUUUCAUUUCUUUUUUCUUUGUCUUUCUCUCAUUUUCCUUUUGUUCAUCACGUUUAUUUUUUAUAUUUAUGGCAAUACUAACUUUUAUUUUAUAUAUUUUUUCUUUGUUUCUUUUUUAAAAUUAUUCUUUCUUUUAUACCAACUUGCUCUUCGUAUGUACAUAUUUGUUGAUACAUAAGAAUAUUUUGUUCGUGAUA